GGACCUUUAUCAGGUGCUCCACAGCGCGGGAGCGAGGUCGGCUGCUCUGGGGAGAAGAGGAGUGAAGUCCGGCCGGGAACUGGUGAGAGCUGCCCUGGAAGAAAAGGAGGAUCGCUCACCUGGAGACCUGGAUCGUGGGCCAGAGCUGGGACGCUGGACGAAGAAGACCCGUGAGGACCCCUAAGGACUGUGCGGAGGUGGCGCGGAUCGUGGCCGGGGACAGGCAUCGCGGAGGACAACCCCAAGGCGAGGACCCCGGUAAAGGACCUUGGACCGGCUGAAAGAAGGAGAGGGACCCGAACUCCAGCCACUGACGGGAGGACGGAGGACAGCACGUCUGGAGGGAGCGUUCGGGAUGGCGCAGCGGUACCCAGACUGUGGAUCCGGACGGCAGUCACCUUACGAGGGCGCAUCCCCAGUGCAGUGCUCAGCAUCCCGGGUGGCACCGAAGGUCCAGGAGACGAUCGGAGGUGGCAGAAGCGCAGCAGCUUUUGGGCAGGAGGAGGACAGGCCCUUGGUGGUCACACAGUACGGGAAGCUCAGAGGGAAGACUGUAGCGGUGAAGGAGACGGACAGAACCGUACACGCUUUCUAUGGCGUCCCAUUUGCAAAGCCACCAGUUGGUCCAUUAAGACUUGCAAGCCCGGAACCCCCGGAGCCCUGGGGCUCUGUCCGAGAGGCCACAGAACAACCCCCCAUGUGUCUGCAGAAUGUAGAGAUAGCGAAACAAUUAAUGAAGACGCUUAAGGACAGAAUUACAUUACCGCCAGUGUCCGAGGACUGUCUGUACCUGAAUAUCUUCUCUCCAGCUGACCGAGAGCAGAACGCGAGUUCACCUGUGAUGGUGUUUAUACAUGGAGGCGGCUUGGUGAUGGGAGCGGGGCUGAUGUUUCAGGACGCAGCAUUAAGCGCCUAUGAAAAUGUUACUGUUGUCUCCAUCCAGUAUCGGAUGGGGCUCAUGGGUUUCCUCAGUUCUGGCGAUCAGAAGUUACCGGGAAACUACGGAUUCUUGGAUCAGAUACAGGCACUCCGUUCUGGCGAUCAGAAGUUACCGGAAAACUACGGAUUCUUGGAUCAGAUGCAGGCGCUCCGGUGGGUUCAGGGGAACAUCGCAGAUUUUGGAGGGGACCCCAACUCUGUCACUAUAUUUGGGGAGUCUGCUGGAGGAAUGAGUGCCUCUGCCCUGAUGGUAUCUCCCUUAGCCAAAGGCCACAGACCAAUUCCAGAGAGCGGAGUAGCCACCAUGCCAGGAUUGAUUGCCAACUCAGUCAAGGAAUUUAUUUCUAUGAAAAAUAGACGGUUGCGGCUGUGACGAAGAUUUCUCUUCUAAGAAAGGCUUAUUAGCCCCUGCUGCUAUUGAAAUGCUUAAUAUAUGUAGUCCUCCUGAUUUUCUAUAUUUCUAUUCAGCAAUCACCUGUAAUUCCUCCAAUCUGUUUGAACCAAAUAUCUAUUGUUGGAAAUAGAUCAUAACGGGUGUUUCAUUUCAAUAAAGCUUAAUUGUUUGUGAAAA
Molecule: messenger RNA, 1510 nt
Organism: Pseudophryne corroboree (corroboree frog)
Lineage: Eukaryota; Metazoa; Chordata; Amphibia; Anura; Myobatrachidae
Product: fatty acyl-CoA hydrolase precursor, medium chain-like
Exons: 8
Coding region: 356-1312 (318 amino acids)
Molecular function (GO): hydrolase activity
Source: RefSeq, a predicted model, not a curated record